Messenger RNA from Mesocricetus auratus (golden hamster), 3202 nucleotides. It is a transcript of the gene Znf385b, whose product is annotated as zinc finger protein 385B. NCBI's taxonomy places the organism in Eukaryota, Metazoa, Chordata, Mammalia, Rodentia, Cricetidae. Bases 416 to 1945 code for a protein of 509 amino acids. The record is from RefSeq and is a predicted model, not a curated record. Gene Ontology annotation, molecular function: zinc ion binding; nucleic acid binding. Gene Ontology annotation, cellular component: nucleus. The transcript is spliced from 12 exons.
UGGGAGGGUGAAACUCCACUGUCAUAUAACCCUGUCUGAGUCAUUUUAAUCUAAUCGCCUUCCUUUAAAUCCUGGAAGAGCUGCAUCAAGACUACAUUUAGAGAGCAAGAAUCGCCCAAGAUGUUGAGUGGAGCUCACCUUCUGAAUUUGUUCUGGCUGUUCCGCUACUUGUCUGGAAGGAAGCUGUGCUGAUGAAACUCACGCUGACAUUUGGAUGGUGCAUGCAGGCAGUCUUGCCUACAUCAAGCUGAAACUCCACACUAUGAUCUACAUUUCAAGCUUAUCAAAGAUUAAAUUGAUAUUUAUGGGCUAGUCUGGAAAUUUACAAACCACUUGUUUCACUACAUCACAAGAAAAUAUGUGCAAAUUCCAGCAAGCUGACUUGUAAAGGGGCAUUUAGAACACGAUUCAAUUUAUGAAAUACUCCUUAAUCCCUGACAACCAUUGUGAAGAUGGAAUUAUGAAUAUGGCAACCUUCCUACGGGGCUUUGAAGAAAAGGGGUUAAAGAACGACAGGCCUGGGGACCAGUUCAAUAAAGAGAAGAAGAAGAUUCUCUUCUCCUUUUGUGAUGUGUGCAACAUCCAGCUAAAUUCUGCAGCCCAGGCCCAGGUCCAUUAUGACGGCAAAUCCCAUAGAAAGCGGGUCAAGCAGCUGAGUGAUGGGCAGCCUCCGCCCCCAGCCCAGGGCUCAGGGCCACUGCUUGCCAGCUCUUGCCCUUGCCCUGCCACGAACACCAGCACAGGCAGUGCAUGUCACACUACUACCCUUCCUGCACUCGUGCGCACACCCACCCUGAUGAUGCAGCCUUCGCUGGACAUCAAACCAUUCAUGUCUUUUCCAGUGGACAGUAGCUCUGCUGUCGGGCUCUUUCCAAAUUUUAACACAAAAAGAAGAGGCUUAUUUGGGACCAAUAAAUUCUGCCAGAUGGACCCUGUGCAGAAAGCCGUCAUUAACCACACGUUUGGAGUCUCCAUUCCCCCAAAGAAGAAGCAAGUUAUUUCUUGUAAUGUCUGUCAGCUUCGCUUUAACUCGGAUAGCCAGGCCGAGGCCCACUACAAAGGAAGUAAACAUGCCAAGAAGGUCAAAGCACUAGAGGCAACGAAAAAUAAACCCAAAAUGGUUCCUUCCAAGGACAGCGCAAAGGCUAAUCCCAGCUGCUCCAUCAGGCCAAUCACAGGCGACAGCUCUGACAAAUCAGACGACAAAGGGAAGCUAAAAGCCACCAGUUCCACUCAGCCCUCAGGCUCUGAAGGAGGCUCCUUUCUCCUCAAAUCUGGAACAACACCCCUACCACCUGCAGCCAUCACUUCUCCCUCAAAGAGCACAAACGGCGGCGCUCUGGGGUCUGUUGCUGAGUCAGAAGAAGAAAAAGCCAAAAAAUUACUCUAUUGCUCACUAUGCAAAGUGGCUGUGAACUCCCUGUCACAGCUGGAAGCACACAACACAGGAUCUAAACACAAGACCAUGGUUGAGGCUCGUAAUGGAGCUGGUCCAAUUAAGUCCUAUCCAAGACCUGGGUCAAGAUUGAAGAUGCAGAAUGGCAGUAAGGGUUCAGGACUACAGAACAAGACAUUUCAUUGUGAAAUCUGUGAUGUUCACGUUAACUCAGAAAUUCAACUCAAGCAGCACAUUUCAAGCCGAAGGCAUAAAGACCGCGUGGCGGGAAAACCAUUGAAGCCGAAAUACAGCCCCUACAACAAGCUCCAGCGGAGCCCAAGCAUUUUAGCCGCAAAGCUUGCAUUCCAGAAAGAUCUGAUGAAGCCCCUGGCCCCGACUUUUCUUUCCUCGCCCCUGGCGGCUGCAGCUGUGUCGUCUGCUCUGUCCCUACCACCUCGGCCAUCCGCCUCUCUGUUUCAGGCUGCAGCCAUCCCUCCCGCCCUGCUGAGGCCUGGCCACGGGCCCAUCCGAGCCACUCCUGCCUCCAUCCUCUUUGCCCCUUACUAAAUACUUGUAGCCCGCAGCAGGCCAGACCAGUGGAAAGGUGUAGAAGAAAAGCCCAAAGGAUUCAGCAGUGUAAGCUGUGUGUGUGUGUGUGUGUGUGUGUGUGUGUGUGUGUGUGUAUGUGUAAGCACCCCACCCACCCACUUACAAAGUGCAGGCCACAGCCCAGCCCAACCCCAAAGACAGGCUCAAGGGCACUGUUCCCCUACUUCCUGUACCCCCUAGGUCCUACCCCAGCCAAUUGGUGUACCUGAGAUAUUUAAGUUUCUUGAAAAUAUAUUGAUAAAGAAAAAAAUAAAACUGACCGCUGUAUUCCCAUGGACAUGAUCUGGCUUAGAAGCAAAAUGGAAUCUCUUCCUGACAGACUUGAACAGUAGACUCUUCCUCGGACGUCUGUAAAUAACUCUAGAGUCCAAGCGGGCAUAUUCUAGUGUGGAACAAAAGUCCAUCAUCGCAAGUGCUUAAUUGUGGAUACCAUCUUCCCCAUGGAUCAUGGCAUUUCUCUUUCUGGUGUACUAGUGUCCACAGGGACUGUGUACUGUUCUAGACCUGAGUACUGUUGUAUCCCGUGUAGUACUAGAGUGUAACUCUUGUCGAAUUCAACUUUUUUUUAUUGCUGUGUAAUUGUUAGGAAGCAAAGUAGCUUUGAAAUUCUUUCUCUUUAAGAGAACAAAAGAUAAUGUAUUUUCUUCAUUUCAUGUUUUAUUUGGAGAUAUUUAAAUGAAAUAGAAAGCCAUAUAACAUAGCUAUAACUACUACCUGUUGGCUAUUUUUGUUUUAACUUAUUUUUGUAGCACCCUCAUUGGUUUGAGUUGCUAAGCAAAUGUAUACAGAAACAAAAAGAGCUUCCUAAUUGCACAUUUUUGCACCUUCUGUGCAUCUGCAAGAAGACAAUGAAUCCGUGUAUUUCUACAUAAUGAUCUUCAUUUUAAACUUUUGUUGUUCAUUUGUAAUGAUGCUACAUAACUCUGUGGCUCCCUGAUGCAAUAAUGUACAGAAGAUAUAUAAUUUAUAAUUGAACAGUCUGUCUUUCUGUUCAGUGACUGUGUCACAGGUCACGUGACUAUGCCCUGCUUCCCCCCCCCAAAAAAAAACUGAUGUUUAAGACUGGAAUGUUUGUGAUAUCAGGGGCAAGAGGUAUCAUAAAACAAUACAUAGAGUGGUGAAGUCUUUUAGAGGGCCUAUAUCUGCAAUCUGUAAAUGGUAAAAUGUCUGUGUAUUUUUUUAAAUGUACCUUUUCAAUAAAAGUACAAAAAAAUC